Molecule: messenger RNA, 4078 nt
Organism: Mauremys reevesii (Reeves's turtle)
Lineage: Eukaryota; Metazoa; Chordata; Testudines; Geoemydidae
Gene: NANP
Product: N-acetylneuraminic acid phosphatase
Exons: 2
Coding region: 16-960 (314 amino acids)
Molecular function (GO): hydrolase activity
Source: RefSeq, a predicted model, not a curated record
AUUUUAUGAGUAUUCAUGGCCCACCAUACAAUUUCCAUACCCAGAUGUGGCCCUUGGGCCAAAAAGUUUGCCCACCUCUGCCUUAUGUGGUCAUAUUAUGUGUAUGCUACACUCAGGGGUGAAGUAAUUUACUCUCUCUCUUUUUCCCUCCCACCUACCCUCUGGUGUUGGAGGGAAGCCAAAGCACAGUGCCUUCUGAGGGCUCCUGCUGAUGCAGUGGAGUCAUGCUUAUGGGUAAUAAAUACUUUGCAAUCAAAACAUCAGUGUGAUGAAGGAGAAGCUCACAUGAUUUGUAAUAAGGUCCAAGAAAAACUCCUCAAAGAGUGUCAUGAUCCAGCUAAGGUGUGCAUUACUGAUUUAAGGAUCUCACAUUGGGAAGAAGCAAUACAAGAAACAAAGGGUGGUGAGGCUAAUCGAAAUCUGGCAGCAGAAUGUUAUUUCCUUUGGAAAACUACACGCCUCCAGCAUCUAACCUUAACAGAGGAGACAAGAAGCAUGCUUACUGAACUUCGAAAAAUGGUCCGCUUGCUUUUAUUAACUAACGGAGACAAACUCACUCAGAGGGAGAAGAUUGAAGCGUGUGCCUGUCAACCAUACUUUGAUGCCAUUGUUGUGGGAGGAGAACAGAAAGAAGAGAAACCAGCACCAUCUAUAUUUCAUCAUUGUUGUGAUCUACUUGGGGUACAGCCUUGGGACUGUGUGAUGGUUGGUGACUCACUAGACACAGAUAUUCAAGGAGGCCUGAAUGCAGGUUUGAAAGCAACUGUCUGGAUAAAUAAAACAAUGACAAUGCCAGUAAACACUUAUCCAGUACCUCAUUAUAUAAUUUCUUCUGUUCUUGAUCUUCCAGCACUCUUACAGAAUAUGGACCACAAAAUGAAUGCUAACUUAGAAACUGACAAGAUGGUUAGUAUUAAUGACGUACAUGACAGUGCCAAUAUAGAAUCUAAGAAAUGCUAAGUCCUUAGCCUGCUAAUGCUUUUGUUGAAAGUUUGGCCCUAAAAUCUUAUACACAUAAACAGGUUUACUCAAACAAUGGAUGGGUGAGUAAGAGUAUAUUUAUGAGUGGAGGUCAAUAGAAGAAAAGUAUUGAAGUGAAUCUUGUUAUUAAUGGAGAUUUUUUGAAAAGAAAUGAAACAUAAAUGCAAUUGUCUUAAAUUUACGCUCUACAUCUGGAAAUUACCGAGAGACCUUUUUUUAAGUAUAGGUCAGAGACAACCCCGCUUAUCAGUCUUUUGCUUUUACAAUGAAAAAGGAAAAACUCCAUGUUUUGAUUUUGGUUUGCUGGCUUAUAAAUUUUAGCAGGAAUUUCAGUAAUAAAAGAUUGUUUGUGGUAUAAAACAGUAGAAGGUGGAAGAGAGAAUAGGGUAGAAUUCUAGAUUCUACCCAAUCUAAUCCAUAGAUUUCUCAAUAAGGAUUAAAAUGAAUUUCCCCAUUUUAAAAAGUGAUUGGAUCUAGUACAUAAAGCAGCCCAUUCUAAAAUUUUUUACUUUGCUUUUUGGGCAAACUUAUUGACUUUGUAAUUUUGGAAGCUAGUGACUUUUCACAAAUUUUGCAGUGACUGUUCUUAAAUAAGACAUAUGUACACUUGAAAGCUUGAGUAUGUAUAGGGGACCAUUUAUCAGCAGGACUUCAUGGAUAGAGUUUUGUUUUAAUCACAUACAUGUAUCUGCACUAAAACAGUAUUUGUAAUGCAGAUUCUGAUUUAUGUUGCACUAUAUUGUGAGUUAACUGAUUUUUUUGGACAUUUGCAAUGGUCUUCGCUCAGGUUUGUCAAAUAUUCUUAAAGCUUAUGCAGUUGUUCUGUUUGGUUUUAUUAGUGAGUUUUGAUCAAACUUUGGUCGUGCAUUUGGCUCAGGAAGGUGCAGGGGUCUACCCACAUGGAUCUAGUAACAGGAUUGGAGCCUUUUUGGCUACUAAUUCCAUUGCUGUAGAACCUUUCCAAAUUCUAACUUCUACGUGUACUUCAUCUGUAUUUCGAAAAAUUGUAUACUAGUAAAAAUAAGUGGUUUGCAUAACUUUUCCAGGAACUUGAAUUCAGGUAUAGGAUGUAAUACUGGAUAAAUAGCUUCGCAGUGUACACUGUUGACACUGGAUUUAGAAGAUUAUGCCAUAUUAUAACACUACUCUUCCUCCACAAAUUUAUUUAAUUUUGCUGUACUUCAUUUCCUUUUGUGACAGUCAGUUAAAUUCCCUCCUUACAAAACACCUCCUUUCAAGAAUGUAACUUCUCACACUUCAAAAAUAUGAACAUUUGGGAACAUUAAAUUUUAAUUUUCAUGUUUUUAGGAAUUGGGAUUAAUACACUUAUUGGAAGUAUUGCACAUUUUAACACCCAUGCCUAUCUGUCAUUAUGUGAUGGAUCACAAAUUUCAUGUUUUAAAAAAUGUUCAUCACAAUUGAUAGUUAUAUUUUGGAUGUGUUUGUGAGUUAGGAUAAAAACAUUUCAGAGUUGGAGAAUUAUAGAACACCAUAAAGCAAGGAAACCUACCAGAAGGUGUGGAAGGACAUGUCUACAUGAGAAAGGUACAUCAGUUUGAACCUAAGGUGUGAAUUUAAACCUAUUUUAAACUGGUGCAGUGCCCUUCAUAGACUUAUUUUGGUUUAAAUGAGGUUUUUUUGGUUUAACUUAAAUUGAUUGGUGACAGAGUUAAGCUAAAUCAAAAUGUCAUCCCUAAUCUGAAAUAAGUGUCUGAAGGAUUUCGCACUUUAAAUUGAUUUUUAAAAGAAAAGUUCAACUUCUUCACCUAGCACUUGUGUAAAGAAGGACCUCAAGGAGCAAACUGCCAGAGCCAUACAGAACAAUCAGUUAAAGAAAAGCAGGCACCACCUAAGUUUUUAACAUAAUUAUGGGGGGAAAUUAGGAAGGCUAAGCAUUAAAUGAGGUUUAUGUAGAGUAAUCAAACAUAUACAAAAGUUUAGAUGGUGUCACCAAGUAUUCAUAUACUUUAGACUGUUGGCUUGGUUCUGUAAAUGAAGACUGUUAAACAAUCUCUUUUUUUAAACCACAGUCUUCCAAAAUUUGUCACACUAAAAAUCUGUUGUUUGUCCAGCACCCAGCAGAAUGGGAGCCCAGUCUGAUAAGGGCCUCUGAGUGCUAGUGUAAUAAAAAAUAAUCUAUAAUUAUGGGAUGAGUCUCUGGACUGCAGAUGUCCAUGGAGCCAUAAGGCCAGAAACUCAACUGCUGUAAAUUUGUUUUAGAUCCAUUGACUUCAACGGAACUACAACUAUUUAUACAAAGUGAAGAUCUGUCUAAUACUUUUUCUUGCCAAUAAUGCACCACCAUUCUGCCUCAGGCUGCUGCGCCUUCAGGCCUAUUUAUUGCUGUUUUAGAGAGGAACAUUGUUAUUUCUGCUGUGCACAUGGACAGUGUCUUAAAUUAUCAAUAAAACAAGAAGAAAGCACAGUAACUGCAUACUCCGCUACAUAGGGGUCACACAAAUAUUUUUCUUUCAUUGCUGAGUACUGUACCAGGAUACAUGUAGGUACCAGUGUGCACUUUGGCUACUAUUAAUUAUUACUACGCUGCUGUAAAACAAGAAGAAUGUAGAACAUAUUCUUUUUUCCUAUCUAAGGUGCUUUCAGAGUAUUAGUCAUCAUAUCUAGGUUAUCUGCAUGUCCUACACUGCCAGGCUGGUUUUCUUGAGAUUGAUCUCUUCCAAAAUGCCUAGUGAAAUUGAAAGGAAAAAAAACAGCUGGAUCAUUUUUAUGAGGGAAAAACAGCAAAACAGGACAGUGUAACAGUGUGUAUUCAGCGGAGUUCUGGUUUUUCCAAGUCUUUAUUAAUAUAACCAGGCAAUGAAAAAACAAAAUAAAAAGGUUCUUUUGUUUAAAAUAUACUGUCAAAAUACACUAAUAUUCCACCUGCACUUUUACUAAAAAUGUUUACUUUGGGAGAUAAUGUUCCUUAUCGGAGGUAUAUUCUGAAAUAGUUUGGACUCUGAAAUUCUUUUGAUUUUUGUGAAAUGCUGAUCUGGAACAUUUGUUUAACACUAAUAAAUGACAUGCUUUGGGUUUUUAAUUGUUAAUUUAAAAUAAAUGAUGUACUUGUCAAAUAAAAUCUCCUGUUUUUAAAGCA